UUCUUCACCCUUCAUUUUCAUGUUGAUAUGGGACAUCUGAAUAUCACCUUGGCGAUUCUGUGUCACCAUAUUUUCAAACCAGAUGGUCCGCGGCAAAAUCCUCAUCUGCAUCCAUUCUUGUGAAUUUUAUUCAAAUUGUGUCUUUGUUAUAAAUCAUGAGAGUGAGAGGGGCCUGAAUACUUCGGAGAGUAAGCAAAACCAUGUGAAACUUCAUGUGCAAUUGUCUCUCGCCAAAUAUUUGGAUAUGAACUUAUCGUUAACUUGUGUGUAUAUAUUAUACACACAUACUAGAUCCAGACUUGCAACAAAAUUCACUUGCUGUGUAUUUCUAAAAAUCCUUCACCCUUUCUUUAGGUCAUCAUAUAAAUUUUAAAGUUACAAAGUAUCUCACUAUGGGUAUCAAAAUGACUCCCGUUAUUCAAGCUACUAGAAUCUUGAGGAUGUUUUCGAAUUCCGGAGGUGUUCCCAACGGUCAUUGUUCAGUAUAUGUAGGAGAGACCCAGAAGAAGAGAUUCGUCGUGCCAGUUCCAUACUUGAGCCAGCCUCUAUUUCAAGACUUAUUAGCUAAAGCCGAGGAGGAGUUCGGAUUUGAUCAUCAGAUGGGUGGACUUACAAUACCUUGCAAAGAGGAUGUAUUUGUUGAUCUUACUUCCCGGUUGAGGAGCUCGUGAGUAGGAUCAUAGCGAAAAAAACUUCAACAAAUUUUGUAAAAUAGUAGGAAAGUUCACUGUAUUGUUCAGAAACACAAGAAUAGACAACGUUCUACUUCUGAUUAA
Molecule: messenger RNA, 776 nt
Organism: Capsicum annuum
Lineage: Eukaryota; Viridiplantae; Streptophyta; Magnoliopsida; Solanales; Solanaceae
Product: auxin-responsive protein SAUR21-like
Exons: 1
Coding region: 393-671 (92 amino acids)
Biological process (GO): response to auxin
Source: RefSeq, a predicted model, not a curated record